GGGAGAAAUACGUAAUUAUUUCGAAAUAGACAGUGAGGGAUAAAAGGAGAAAGCAAAGAAAGUAAGAGAAGGUUGUGACAAGCCAUUGUCUUCCUUCAGUCAAAGCUUUACGGAGGUUAGUGAUCAAUUAGGGCUUUGAUGGAUAGUCUAGUAGAUGCAUUGAACAGUGCAUAUCAAGACUUUGUUGCAGCAUCAGCUGUUGUACUUGAAUCAAAGGAGAGUUCAAAUGGUCAGAAAACAGCAGCAACUGAUGCUGCAUUAGAAAACUUUAAGCAAAGAUGGGAGUUGUUCAGGGUUGCUUGUGAUCAGGCAGAAGAGUUUGUGGAGUCGGUUAAGCAAAGAAUUGGCUCCGAGUGUCUUGUGGAUGAGGCUACUGGCACUGUUUCAGGGAAACCUGGGCAGUCAGCUGCAGGUGGCCUUCAACCCAUUAGUGCUGUUAGGUUGGAGCAGAUGAGUAAAGCUGUCAGAUGGCUAGUGAUAGAGCUGCAGCAUGGUUCUGGAGCGAGUAGUGCUUCAGCAGUACAUCCCAAUCCUUCUGCUCCAUUUGAUGCCAGAUUUUCUGAAGAUGCAGCUCAAUAGGUAACUAUAAAGUCUGGUGAUCAGCAGGGAGAGACGGAAAAUCUUCUGUGCCUCAGGAAUCUGCUAAAGUUGUACGUUUGAUGUAUGGUCAUGUUGUAAUGAUCUUGAAGAAAUGCUUGGAUGAGAUUUCUCAACCACCUUUACCUCCUCCCCCCUCCCUCCCCGUCUUAUGAGAAGAUCUGGCGAGUUUAUGUUUGUAUUUUCAAGGCUCAGAGAUUUACUUUUAUCACAGUAUGAGCAUUGUUAGCGUUAUGUUGAUCUCAAAUCCAUGUUCCCCUAUGUGUAAGCAUACAACAUAUACAAAUCUGGCUGUAUUUUUGUGUCUGCUAUGUAUAACUAUGUUCUCAAGCA
Messenger RNA from Solanum dulcamara, 930 nucleotides. Its product is annotated as mediator of RNA polymerase II transcription subunit 32. The coding region runs from base 139 to 579 and encodes 146 amino acids. The transcript is spliced from 3 exons. Gene Ontology annotation, cellular component: mediator complex. NCBI's taxonomy places the organism in Eukaryota, Viridiplantae, Streptophyta, Magnoliopsida, Solanales, Solanaceae. The record is from RefSeq and is a predicted model, not a curated record. Gene Ontology annotation, biological process: regulation of DNA-templated transcription; root development; leaf senescence.